AUGCCUCUACAAGGGAUCCGGACGGUUACGGCCGCUAGAAACGGUGUCGGUGCCUUUAUCCUACAAUGCAAGCGGUUGGAUUUCCACUACUGUGACUGGGCUGGUAGCUCCCGGGGCAUGGUUGCCUACCUCAAGCACCACCUUCCUGCCUUCGCGAAAGCAAACCCUCAGAUCGAAAUCCGGGUAUCGCCGCGGCCACACAAGCACCCCGUAAUUAAGGGACACUACAUCAACGGACGGGAGAAGGCGGUUUGCGUGCGGAAUCUCGAGCCUGAGCAAAUAGGCAAGAAGGCCGAUCUGUUGAAGCAGGCCAGCGGAGAGAAGUUGAAGCGCACCAAGAAGCCCGUCACGAGUAUCAACGAGAGUGUCAGAGGCAUCUGGUCCCCGUACCACGGUGGCUACAAGUCGGUGUAAAGAUGUGGGAUUGUGCGAUCAUACGGUGGUGUUCUUGUUCUGGGUCAAAUAUCAUUUCCUAUUCGAUGUAUUAUGGGUUACUUCAUCUGUUUUGUGUACCUGCCUUUUGCGAACCCGACUCUGUCUUUGUUUGAACGAUAUGUAUCAUAUGUACAGAAUGUCUUUAUUUGAUAUCCCAUGGACAUGGGUGCCCGCUCCCCGUAUGUAGUAAGGUAAUUAUCAGGAAAGCAAAGUGUCAUUAUCCACAUGGAUG
This is a messenger RNA of Aspergillus vadensis CBS 113365, 667 nucleotides long. Its product is annotated as mitochondrial 54S ribosomal protein mL43. Gene Ontology annotation, cellular component: mitochondrial large ribosomal subunit. Gene Ontology annotation, molecular function: structural constituent of ribosome. The coding region runs from base 1 to 414 and encodes 137 amino acids. The record is from RefSeq and is a predicted model, not a curated record. Lineage: Eukaryota; Fungi; Ascomycota; Eurotiomycetes; Eurotiales; Aspergillaceae. Gene Ontology annotation, biological process: mitochondrial translation. The transcript is spliced from 3 exons.